Messenger RNA from Radiomyces spectabilis, 833 nucleotides. RefSeq lists its product as uncharacterized. NCBI's taxonomy places the organism in Eukaryota, Fungi, Mucoromycota, Mucoromycetes, Mucorales, Radiomycetaceae. Bases 228 to 740 code for a protein of 170 amino acids. The transcript has 4 exons. The record is from RefSeq and is a predicted model, not a curated record.
GACGCUUUUUAAGUCAACAAAAAGGCUUGCGACUGUCUUCGUUUGGAUCUGUGUAACUACGAGUUGUAAGCGAGAGAGAAAGGUGCCAUGAGCGGGAAAAACGAUGGUUCGAAGAAAGCGCUCGUGGACGACAAUCCGUGCGGCUAGAGAGCGAAUAACCACAUCCGAUGUCGGAGUGGGAUCGUUUUUAAAUAGUUUCGACGAGAAGCAACUUUCAUACUUGUCAAAUGAAAUCUAUCAUUAUGUCCUUUUGGUUCUUUCCUUCUCAUCGUUCACUGCUGGUCAUUCGAACACUUGUUAUAUUCUAUCUUCUCGGAAACAUAUCUGGUUCUGAAGUUUUGCAUGAAACAAUCCAACCGAAAGGCUUGCGGUUUGUUACCAGCUGUCUUCUUUUAUUAUGGCAUCCUUGCGCAGGCGGAAAGGGUAAGCACUCAUUUGAGAUGACCAUCGAUUACAACCAAACAGCGAUAUUAAAAAUUAUAGAACAGGUGACAACUGUGACUCCACCAUUAAUACGUACACUCCACAACAGAAGUUCUCAAAGUCAGCCGCGUAGAAGAUUGCGUAAGCGAAGGACGGAAGCAAGGCAUGUCGCUGUGAGUGGUUCAUCGUCUGUGGUUGAUCCCAAAGAUGUUACAGUAGCUUUUCCUGAUAAAAAUAUCAAUGCAUCAUUGCCGCGCAGUGAGGCGCUGCACAACGCUGCGAUAUCACCUUGUACCAGUAAGUCGCCAAUUUACUAGUCAACUUUGACGGAGGAUCGGAACGCGUCGUAUGUAACAUGACGUUGUCUUGCAGCAUGUACAGUUGACAAAGUGAGAGCGGAAGCUUACAUU